AUCUUCCUUUUCGCUCUCCACGCUUACGAUGGCAAGAUUUGAACAGAUGCCCUUUUUAAACAUCAAAACUAUGUAUCUGGGCAGACGUUCCGCCGUUCCCCUAAGCAAGCUAAAACUGAAUAUCCCACCUUGUCGACGACCAGCAACCCAUUGCGUUGAAAGUGAAACCCGUCAAAGUCGCAGACACUAUCUAGAUGAUAGUUCCGCUCUGCCGAUCUCCGGGAGGCCAUAUGAAUAUUCAUUCGUAAUUCUAAGGUCAAAAGGAACUUGGGAGCCCAACGAAAUGGUGCCUGUUCCAAAUUCUCAGCUUUGGAAUUCGCAAUACUCAAUUGUGCGAAAAUGACUACCAUUGGAAUCUCGCGUAGUAGGAGACAGAACCGGAUUAUACACACAGACACAGUUUCACGCUCACACUGAGAAUGUCUGUGAGGUCUAGACAGAGAGAACCCAGUCAACAUGUGUUCUCUGAUCAAUACACAUCUUUCACUAAUGCAUCAAUACAGCACUGGCAAGUCA
Molecule: messenger RNA, 516 nt
Organism: Somion occarium
Lineage: Eukaryota; Fungi; Basidiomycota; Agaricomycetes; Polyporales; Cerrenaceae
Source: the annotation of a GenBank genome assembly